Messenger RNA from Oryzias latipes (Japanese medaka), 1856 nucleotides. It is a transcript of the gene hacd1, whose product is annotated as 3-hydroxyacyl-CoA dehydratase 1. Gene Ontology annotation, molecular function: 3-hydroxyacyl-CoA dehydratase activity. The record is from RefSeq and is a predicted model, not a curated record. NCBI's taxonomy places the organism in Eukaryota, Metazoa, Chordata, Actinopteri, Beloniformes, Adrianichthyidae. Gene Ontology annotation, cellular component: endoplasmic reticulum membrane. Gene Ontology annotation, biological process: very long-chain fatty acid biosynthetic process; fatty acid elongation; sphingolipid biosynthetic process.
AUAGAUGGUCGGCCCCUCUGCUCCCCUUCCCACCAGCCUCAGCUGUCGGCUCCCUUUCCUGACUUCCCCACCCUGCCCCCGGUGCCAUGGCGUCCAGCGAGGAGGACGGCACGGUUGAGGAGAAGGAAAACAACAACAAGAAGAGAACGAAGAGCGCCCUCACCACCGCAUGGCUCACCUUCUACAACAUCGCCAUGACCGCCGGGUGGCUGGUUUUGGCCAUGGCAAUGCUGCGCUUCUACAUCAAAAAAGGCACACACAAGGGUCUGUACAGAAGUAUAGCAAGGACACUCAAGUUUUUCCAGACGUUUGCUUUAGUUGAGGUGGGACAUUGUGCCAUUGGAAUUGUGAGGACUUCUGUCAUUGUCACCGGGGUUCAAGUGUGUUCGAGGAUUUUCAUGGUUUGGCUCGUUGCCAGUAGCAUCAGACAGAUCCAGAAUGAAGAAAGCGUAAUCCUUUUCUUGGUCGUGUGGACGGUGACAGAGAUUACCAGAUAUUCCUACUACACAUUCAAGCUGCUCAACCACCUGCCAUACUUCGUCAAAUGGGCCAGAUACAACUUCUUCAUUGUCUUGUACCCACUGGGAGUCAUAGGAGAGCUGCUCAGCAUUUAUGCUGCCCUGCCGUUCGUACGCAGAUCGGGGAUGUACUCCAUGAGGCUCCCCAACAAGUAUAACGUGUCGUUCGACUACUACUACUGCCUCAUCAUCGUUAUGCUGUCCUACAUCCCACUGUUUCCCCAGCUUUACUUCCACAUGCUGCGGCAGAGGAGGAGAGUGCUUCACGGCGAAGUCAUCGUGGAGAAGGAUGACUAAAUGAGAUCCACCUAACGCUUUGUUUGAGCCAGCCUGCCUCCACGUCACCCUCACCUCCGCUCCACCUCGACCCUGAUGAGCAGCUGACAGUCUGUCGUACGAGAUCCAUAGCUGAUGAAUAGAAAAGACAAAAACGUGGGAUUCCCUCAGCUAUAUAAAGCUGAUUCUGACAUAAAAAUUUGCAAGACAUUUGUUUACAGUCCAAAUGUUGCUGGAGUUUGAGAGGAGUCUUUUACCCAUCCAGCCCGGAGCCAUCCCAAAACCGAAAAGAAAAUUCACCACUCUAAUAUGUUUUUCUCAACAAAAAGUCAGUUUGGCUGCACAAAAAAUAAGGUUUCAAAAAUAAUUUCACUCGGUUCUAUCAUACCUCACAAUAAAUCUACGUUUAGACAAUGUGUUGCUGCUUUUGUGUAUGUUUGUUUUAUCUAUUUGUUAAAGAUGCAAUGUGAAAUGAGUGGCUGAUUCGAUUUCUUAAAUGGUGCACAUGCUGUAAUCAUGUGGAGCCAGCACAGCUUUAACUUAACACUUAGCUUGGCUCAGCUCCUGUCUUCUUUAAUGUUUCAAUGUUUACUGUUCCAUUCAUUCAGAAAAGCCCAUCUUAAGUUGAUUCUAGUUUUUGCAGAAAUGUUUUCUGUUGGCCGGUUUAGACGACUAAUUGUUAGCGCAUUGUCUUCACUCUGUCUUGUGUUUUAAUGCUAAGAAUCUGGUGUCCUCGCUGACAGAGCGCUACUUCCUCCGACUAAAGGUGCUAUUGUGAGAUCUUUUCAAUCUUCUGUGCAGCUGAAAGUGCGACUGCGAUUGGAGUUGACCCAAAGCAGGAAAGCAGGAUGUGAAAGAUUGAAUGGAAAUGUUGGUUAAUGAACUGCUUAUGUUAUCAGAAAGAGUUGAUGGGUUUUAUUCGGUUACAAAUGAAGACAAAAAAAAAAGGGGGGAAAAAAGCUUAAUGCAGCAAGAAAGUUAUUUUUAAGGGAAAAAAAGGAAAAAUGUGAAAAUACUUUUUGUGCAAAGUGAAUAAACACAAUGCUACAACACCAAGGAACA